AUGGCGGCAUCAACGGAUUGCAGAAAAGGAAAGGUAGUCGACUCCUUGGACGAGUACAUUGCGGUGAACUGCAGAGCCCACAACGCUUCCAUAACAGAGUUCGGAGCAGUUGGGGACGACAAAACUUCCAAAACCAAGGCGUUCAAGGACGCCGUGGAUCACCUCGCCCAAUUCUCGUUGGACGGCGGGUCACAACUCUACGUCCCCGCCGGGAAAUGGCUGACCGACAGCUUCAGCCUGGUCAGCCACUUCACUCUGUUUCUCCAUCAGGACGCCGUUCUUCUUGCCUCCCAAGUAGGGCUGUCACUCGGUCGGUUUCGGUUUAACCGAAAACCGAAUUGUCGGUUAUCGGUCAAACCGAGACAUCGACCAGAGCUACCGCCAACCGACCGCCCGUGA
Messenger RNA from Linum tenue, 399 nucleotides. The record is from the annotation of a GenBank genome assembly. Lineage: Eukaryota; Viridiplantae; Streptophyta; Magnoliopsida; Malpighiales; Linaceae.